Molecule: messenger RNA, 3066 nt
Organism: Myzus persicae (green peach aphid)
Lineage: Eukaryota; Metazoa; Arthropoda; Insecta; Hemiptera; Aphididae
Exons: 2
Coding region: 845-3019 (724 amino acids)
Source: RefSeq, a predicted model, not a curated record
UUGGUCCGUGGCUUAUACAUUGGUGGUGGUAUAAUUUUAUUUGUUUGAAAAUUUAUGGCAUAAUAUAUAUAACAUCUUUGGUUUUUAAAUAUUCUUUCCAUCAGGAUUUUCAAGAAGAACAAUUCGAUACGUAGCGAUACGGAAUAGUUACAUACCACCUCGACCUCGUAUCGGUGUCCGAGUCCGAUACGGGACUCAGUGUCUAAGACGUUUGUACCCGAAACAUUAUCUAUAUGUGUGUUCGUAGCCGAUGUUUACGAUUAUGUACAUCGUGAUUGUUCCAUGCGGUACCACACCACAGACAAAAUAAAUUAUAGCUUGUAUAAAAUAUAAUAAAUUUGGUUUUGUUAUGCAUAAUAUAAACUAAUCAGUGGCGGGCGUCGACAGCAAGGCUCGACAUUUUCGGCAACUGGCAAGUGUUUCAAGAAAAUCGUUGAAUUUUGGCCGACCAGCUGACGUCGAUGUGAUGAAGAAUAUAAAACGGAGAAGGGGAAACGAUUGCAAAUAACGCGGCCAACAAUUCGUCUUGAUCGCCCGUAUGCCUGCCUGCAUUUCCAAAGGACAGCGAGCAAGGAGCAAAAUAUUAUAUGGAUAGCGAUAGCCUAACCACAGCCAACCGGGUGAAUCACUGAUCAGUCGUUGUCAAAUACUCUCAAAUGUGCCAUUACGACUUGUAUCCGUACUUAUAUGACUGGAUAAUAAUAAUAUAAUAAGUAAUAACCUUAUAUUAUUUUAUAUAAUAUGUUUUUUUAAUGCGACGUAGCUUUUAGGUAUGUAUUAUAUGUAUAUUUUUUUUAACUCACUUUAAUACUAUACUUUAUAUGAUAACAUAACUUAACGUACUAUGGAAUCGUCGACAAAUAAAAAUUCCGUUCAAUAUCUGAUCCGCAAUCCAUUUUCUACGUUGACGUAUGAAGAGCAAAUAGAAAUAAAGCAACUAGGACGGCCUACUCCAGACUUAAAAGGUCUCGUUUCAAUAUCGAAAAAAGCUAACAAAGAAUACACUCGUCGUUUUCAUGUAGAUACCUACAAAAAACACACGUGGUUAUGCGGGUGCGAAGUCGAACAAGCAGUGUUUUGUUUUCCGUGUUUAUGUUUUGGUAAUGAAACUUCGUGGACUAAUCGUGGUGUAAGGCACUUGGGUCAUUUAUCAUCGAAAAUAAAAAAACACCAAAAUUCAUUUGAUCAUUUGCAAAACGAAGUUAACCUUAAAGUACUCGGUAAUGGUAUUUUAAGCGAUAAAGCCGAUAAACUUCACGAAUUAGAAAUACAACGCCAUAACGAGCAAAUCGAAAAAAAUCGUUAUAUUCUGGAAAAAUACCUCAAAUGUGUACAGUUUUGUGGGAAAUAUAACCUUCCGAUGAAAGAUUUUACUAAAAAUAAUAUAAAGACUCCCGAAAAUAACUACAUCAGCGUAAUGCCAGGCGCUGUUGAACUAUGUAAAGGUUGUGACGUAAGUCUGCGUUGCUAUUUGGAAUACUCAAAUAGUAUAAAUUGGGCUUCUACGACAAUCCACGACGAUUUAUUGGACUGCAUAUUCCUUGUAGCCCGGCAGAAAAUUAUAUCGGAAAUCGAAAUGGUGCAAUUCGUUUCAAUAAUUGUUGACGGGACCACCCAUGUUUCAAGCACAGUGCAUUUGGUUAUACUGUUCCGCUAUGAAUUAAAAGGUAAACCCGUCGAACGUUUUUGGGGGUUUUUCAAAGCUGCCAAUGAAAACGAUGCAGAAUCACUGGCGCAGACGAUAUUGUCCGAAGUGAACUCGAUUUUAAAUGAUGCGCCGUACAAAUUAGUAGCUCAAUCGUACGGCGGUGCAGCGGUAAUGAGUAAAGUAAACGUUGGAAUUAAAGAAAUACACCCGUACGCUUAUUAUAUGCAUUGCCACGCGCACCAGUUGCAUAAAGAAUUGACCCAGUCGAUUUCUGGGAACAAAGAAGUCCAAAUGUUUUUUUCUGAUUUGUCAGACAUAACUGAAUUCUUUUCAAACUCGCCGCAAAGGGUUGCCGUGCUGGAUGGAAUAGUGGGCAAACGGGCAUCGCGGACCGGAUGCAAUUUCACCAGGCCAAGCGGCACUCUAAACGCGGUCUACAUGUAUCGAAGUGAGAUGAUGCAGUGUAUGAACAUAAUAAUGGGAACAUCGCAACAGACUUCGACAAUUAAACAGGCGGGAUCGAUAAACCGUCUACUGAGUGAUUCUGUGUUUAUACAGUGGUCGGCGGUCUUCAAUGAAAUAAUGCCACACAUCUACAGUCUGCACGACAAUGUGGAAACCGCCGCAUUGGACGAAUCUGCUGACGAACGUAUACCGAUUUUGGUUCAACAAUUCGAAAAACAAAUUUCUUACGUACGUAAUCAGGUUACUGAUAUUAUUGAAAUUGCUUCGAACUUGCCGGACGUGAAUGUUAAAAGAAACCGUUUGGACGAGCAUUGCUGUAAUCGUAGUAACCACCACUAUAACAAUGAAUCUCGAAAAUUAUUAGCUAUUGAAAUUUGCAAUUCUUUAAUUGAUAUAACUAAAGAUCGUUUAGAGUUCACUCAACACUUGACCGCAGUUAAGCUAUUUCAAUCUGAAAAAUAUCCCGUUUAUACGAAAAAAUUUCCAAUUCAUUUACUUCAAUGUACGGAUUAUUGUUACCCAUUUUUUGAUAAAGAUAGACUGAAAACUGAACUAAAUGUCUUGUAUUAUAGAGAUGACUUUCGUACUUUGUCUGGUAUUAUUCCAACACAUCAAUAUAUUUUGAAGAAUAAUAUGAUUGAUACUUUUAAAGAAGUUAUUUUGCUAUUAAGAAUAUUAAUAACAGUUCCUCCAAUGACCACAGGGCAGCAAAACAGUUUUUCAACUUUAAAAAGGAUUAAGACGUGCCUAGAAAACCAAAUGGUUGAAGAAAAAUUGAAUGCUCUAACAAUGAUAAAUAUUGAAAGUAAAAUGAUUUCAGAUGAUAUUGAUUUUAAUAAAAAAGUAAUUAAUAUGUUCAGUGAAAUGAACGAUAGAUGUUUAGAUUUUAAAUAUAAAACCAAGUAGUGUAAUCAAUUUUUAUUUCGUAUAAUUUAAAAUUGUAUUUAAGAAAA